UGCCAAACAAAUAGAGAACAGACAAAUAAUUCAUAGAUGAAGGACGGACAUUGGCGAUUGAAUCUUAUCAGCAGUAAUUGGCGGGAAGCAAUGGCUUCCCAAUCGCCGUCUUCCUCGUGAAAAGUAAGGAGGGGGGCCAGAAGAGCUAUGGUUCUCGUCUUCCUUCCGUGAAUGAAUUCGGCACCCAAGAAUCUAUGGUCUCUUGCCGACCACCUAGCCGUCGUACUUCAAAAGCAUUCCUUCUCUCGGAAACAGCUAGAGCAGUUCCACGCCCAAUUCCUCGCCGGCGGUCUCCUCCGCUCUGCUCCUCUCCUGACCACGUUCCUCUCAUCAUGCUAUCGCUCGCAAGAACCUCGUUACGCUUUGCUUUUCAUGCGCAACCUGCCGAUAUGUAUUCCAUCUCUGUGGAACUCGGCGGUUCGGCUGUCGCUGGACUCCGGCCCGUGGCCAGAUUUUGUGGGGUUAUACAGUGGGAUGCUCCGUGAUAGCGUCUUGCCCAGCAAGACUGGGUUGCUCGACUUCUAUGGAAAGGUUGGAGAUUUGAGGUGUGCAAGAAAGAUGUUUGCGGAAAUGCUGCAGAGGGACGUGGUGGCUGAUAACGCCAUGGUUUCUGUGCUUAGCAAGCAUGGAUGCGUGGAGGAGGCUCGUGAUUUGUUCGAUAAUAUGCCGCAGCGGAACUCGGCUUCUUGGAAUUCUAUGAUAACUUGCUACUGCAAGUUGGGUGACAUUGGCUCUGCCCGUUCAAUGUUUGAUGCAAACCCAGUCAAAGAUGUGGUCUCUUGGAAUGCGAUGAUUGAUGGGUACAUAAAAGCGGACCAGCUACUGGCUGCUCAGGAGUUAUUUGUACGGAUGGGAACUGCCAGGAAUUCUGUUACUUGGAAUACUAUGAUAUCAGGUUAUGUUCAGUGUAAGGAAUUUGGAAAAGCAAUAGCCACUUUUCAAGAGAUGCGGCUUGAGAAUGUGAAACCGACUGAAGUCACUAUGAUUAGUUUGUUAUCUGCCUGCGCUCACCUCGGAGCGCUGGACAUGGGUGAAUGGAUUCAUGAUUACAUCAGGAGGAAGCGCUUAAAAAUUGAUGCUGUUUUAGGUAAUGCCCUUAUAGAUAUGUACAGCAAAUGUGGAAGCAUAGAAGCUGCUUGUGAUGUAUUCAACAGGCUUCCUGUGAAAAAUAUCUUCUGUUGGAACUCGAUCAUAGCAGGAUUGGGCACAAAUGGUUAUGGUGAAAAGGCAAUCGAUCUCUUUGCUUUGAUGCUGGAGGAGGGACCAAAGCCAGAUGGGGUCACCUUUGUUGGACUCCUUAGUGGGUGUAGUCAUUCUGGUUUGGUUUCUGCUGGCAGAAGAUAUUUUUCUGAGAUGCAUGACAUUUAUGGAGUUACACCAGCGAUUGAACACUAUGGCUGCAUGAUUGACCUAUUGGGACGAGCAGGGUUGCUCAAAGAAGCUGUUGAACUUGUGAAAACCAUGCCAAUGAAGCCUAAUGCGCAGGUAUGGGGAAGUUUGCUCAGGGCUUGUCAAAUUCAUAAGGACACUGAACUCAGUAAGCAUGUGGUUCAGAAUCUGCUGGAUUUGGAUCCACGCGACGGAGGAAAUUAUGUGUAUUUAUCUAAUUUUUAUGCAUCAUUAAGUCGCUGGGAUGAGGUUAAUGUGUGCCGCAAGGUAAUGAUUGAUAGAGGGGUACACAAAGAACCGGGAUGCAGUUCAAUAGAGCUGGAUGGUAUAGUGCAUGAGUUUGUGGCUGGGGACAGUAGACACCUGCAGAUCAUGCAAAUUAACUUGUUUCUAGAUGAGAUUGCAAAGAAGUUAAAAGAGCAUGGCCAUGAGUCUAAUAGAGCUCUAGUGCUCCAUGAUAUUGAGGAUGAGGAGAAGGAAACUGCAGUCAGCUAUCACAGUGAACGAAUUGCUGUUGCUUUUGGGCUCAUGAGCACACCACCUGGGAAGACUAUCAGGGUGGUGAAGAACCUCCGCACAUGCAGUGAUUGCCAUUCUGCUCUUAAAAUUAUUUCAAAUGUAUACAAGAGAGAAAUUAUUGUGAGGGAUAGGAGAAGGUUUCACCACUUCAAGGAUGGAUGCUGUUCCUGUAGGGAUUAUUGGUAAAUCAAAACAUACUAUUGGAGGGCAUAAUUUGUUUUUUCUAUCAAUGGAUACCUAAACCGAGUUUGUACCUGUGGGUAUUAUUACUCACUUCCUUAGACUGAUCCAAUGACAAUCACUUCAACAUCAUGAGGCUUCUUUAUCCUAAAA
Molecule: messenger RNA, 2241 nt
Organism: Eucalyptus grandis
Lineage: Eukaryota; Viridiplantae; Streptophyta; Magnoliopsida; Myrtales; Myrtaceae
Product: pentatricopeptide repeat-containing protein At3g62890-like
Exons: 2
Coding region: 172-2094 (640 amino acids)
Biological process (GO): RNA modification
Molecular function (GO): zinc ion binding; RNA binding; protein binding
Source: RefSeq, a predicted model, not a curated record